GAACUGAUCAAUGAUUGGGAGAAGUUAAAACUCACGGAGGACGAGGAAAUUGCGAUAGGCAAUAACUUGGGCGAUCAAGAAGAAAAUGACAUUGAAUUAAAAAUCUUGUUGAGUUCAGUGGCUAAAUUACUCACGAGCAAGCCAUUCAAUGUGGAAGCAAUGCAAAAGACAAUCCAACCUAUAUGGCGAAUUUCCGAGAAGAUCUCGAAAUACUACCCUUGCCUAUUGAAGAGUCGACCCUCAGCAAAGCCAAAAUCAACCAACUUCUCAAGAAAUAUUCGCCCAAAGAAAGGACGUUUCGCAACAAAUUUGAGCUGACGCUAUCGGACGAUGACGUCUUGCCCCAAUCCACAGAAGAACACACCGCCAAUACCAACGAGCCUACCAACGACACAAGUCAGUCCAUGGCAUCAGAAAAUACCAUGUCUACAAGAUCCAAGACACCGACCGUCGGUCUUUCUGAAGCAGAGAUGCUAGAACGUGCUAGGAAAAGAAAACUGGACGCAAGUGGUUUAACUGUGACGCCGUCCUCCAUGGGUGCUCCCAAGGUUGCUAAGACGACACCUCCAACGAACGCCCCGAAGCCAACCAAGACGCCACUAGCAGAGGGUGAAACCUUUACCAUCAGCCUCCCCAAAAACUUCUGCGAGAUCACUGCUCUGACCAUCUUUCCGUCGGCAGAGAAGCUAGCGUUCCCUGCCCCUCAGCGGCGCCUAGCUAGCUUGCCUCUGAUUACGGUGGCAAAUGAAGGGCUGGCCCUGCAAUUACAUGCCACCCAAAAUUCCUUGGCCCUGCGUUCCGCAACUAUCACACUAGAGAAGGAGUGCAAGACACUCCGAGAUAAGCUGGAUAGGUCCUCAUCAGCACUGACCGCAGCAGAGAAGAAGGUGACGGAGCUGAGUGCCGAACUGGCGAAGGAGAUAAACCAGAACGCCAGUCAUGUAGCUAGCAUGACGUCACCGAAGGAGGAGACAGACGCCAUGAUAGCUGGUCUCCGUGAGGAGUUGAUGGAUGCUGCCAGCCGAUACACCUGGAAGACCAAGGCUAGGCUGAUGAAACAAUUUAUGGAUGGGCAGACGUCUAAGUGGACUCCUGAAGCGGACGUCAGGCAAUUUCUGGAGGUGUUUGGGACACCAGAAGAUCUAGUCCCUGAAGGCGAGAAUAGUGCUGACGUCACGGCAACUGCCGAUUCUGGCGUAAACACAGAAACCGAUGGCGUCGCCUGACUUCUCCUGGUUCCUGCAAGGUGCUGCGUCACCUGUAAUGAUUAGUUAGUGCUUGUAAUAGAUGUUUUUGGGGUGCUGUGUCACCAAAACUUUAGUACUUUUAAUGUGUUUUGUUGCAAAACUUUUUUCUCUAUCUGGGUGUA
Molecule: messenger RNA, 1369 nt
Organism: Beta vulgaris subsp. vulgaris (sugar beet)
Lineage: Eukaryota; Viridiplantae; Streptophyta; Magnoliopsida; Caryophyllales; Amaranthaceae
Exons: 4
Coding region: 183-1226 (347 amino acids)
Source: RefSeq, a predicted model, not a curated record